AUGUCGGCAACAAUAACACUCACGAUGUCGCAGACGUCAGGGGUUCAAGCUGCGUGUCCGAAUUGUGGAAUGGCGUUACCGCAUAACAAUUCAGAGAUUGCAAUAGAUGCGCAGAAACAAAUCGAGGAAUUACAAGCUCAAGUAAAGUUACUGACAGAGAAAGCAACCGCCGCAGUGGAUAAAUGGGCAGACUACGAAGACGAAAUUCAAUCGCUCAAGAAAGCACAAUCUCAGCAAAUUCCAGAACCUCCGCGCGCAACAACACCAACACAAGGGCUCACUGAAGAUCGAGCCGGAAGCCCAAGUCGUUUCUCAUAUCUACCUGUUCAAAAUCGACUUUCUUCUUUGCUGUCUCGCAAGUCCACACCGAAUCUGCAAGCUCAGCCUCCGCCAACACCGAAAACACCUUCUACGACGGAGUUAGUAGCGGCUUUAACAAGAGAGCAAGGCUUACGACAGGCAGCGGAGGGCAAAUUGAAUGCAUCCAGUGUCGAAUUAGAAGAGUUGACCGCACAACUGUUCACACAAGCCAAUGAAAUGGUUGCCACGGAGCGAAAAGCGAGAGCAAAACUCGAAGAGCGAGUUGAAGUAUUGGAAAGAAGGGAUGUGGAAAAGGGAAAACGGCUCGAAAGGCUUGAAGGCGCGGUGCAAAGAAUUGAAAGAGUCAGGGGGCUUUUGGCGCCGGAACGAUGA
Sclerotinia sclerotiorum 1980 UF-70 is the source of this 693-nucleotide messenger RNA. RefSeq lists its product as hypothetical. The record is from RefSeq and is a predicted model, not a curated record. The coding region runs from base 1 to 693 and encodes 230 amino acids. Gene Ontology annotation, molecular function: guanyl-nucleotide exchange factor activity. The transcript has 2 exons. Gene Ontology annotation, cellular component: Golgi to plasma membrane transport vesicle; cell tip. Lineage: Eukaryota; Fungi; Ascomycota; Leotiomycetes; Helotiales; Sclerotiniaceae. Gene Ontology annotation, biological process: exocytosis.